GAGGGAGCCCGCGCCCCGCGCCCGCCCGACCCUCCGCCCGCCCCGCGAGCCGGGCACCUGUGCCAGGAGCCCUGUUGAAUCCACCGAGAAGGGACGUUCAGAGCAAACACCAUGAGUAUCUCAGCUCUCGGAGGAAGCAGCAAAGGGAAGCCUCUCCCACCGGGCGAGGAGGAACGCAAUAAUGUCCUCAAGCAGAUGAAGGUUCGGACCACGCUGAAGGGGGACAAGAGCUGGAUCACCAAGCAGGAUGAAUCAGAGAGCCACACCCUUGAGCUGCCCUCAGGCCGGAGUCGUGCCAUAUCUUUUUCUUCAGCUGGGGAGGUCCCGAAGGCCAGGCCCCCGAGCACGAGGGCUCCCACUGGCUAUAUCAUCCGGGGUGUGUUCACCAAGCCUGUAGACAGCUCGUCUCAGCCCCAGCAGCACUUCUCCAAGGCCAACGGAGCUCCAAAAAGCGCUGCCGGUCUGGGGAAAGCAGCUCCUGCUGGGCCUCCCCGCCCCUCCUCCUCUGGCUACAGGAUGACCACAGAGGAUUACAAGAAGCUGGCACCCUACAACGUCAGGCGCAGCUCAGCGUCAGGGGCUGCUGAAGAGGAGGAGGUGCCCUUCUCUUCUGAUGAGCAGAAACGGAGGUCAGAGGCUGCCAGCAGUGUGGUGAGGAAGACAGCUCCCCGGGAGCACUCCUACGUCCUGUCGGCGGCCAAGAAGAGUGCCAGCAGCCUUGCCCAGGAGACACAGGCCCCGUUCAUCGCAAAGAGGGUUGAGGUGGUGGAUGAGGACGCGCCUUCCAAGAAAAGCCAGGACCCACCUGCUCUGGCACGAUCCCCUCCCGGCUCAAGCAGUGCAAGAGGCGAGGAGACUGCCCGCCUGCGGAUCACGACACCCGGGGCGGGACUCCGCCUGGUGGCCCCAGACCUGGAAGAAACGAGGUCUUCCCCAGGCUCCAAAGACAACGAAGCCCCCAACCCCAGAGAGCCCAAGAGAGACUUGACUGGUGAAAGGGCCUUCAAGGGCCUUGAUGCAGACUCUGAAAGAUCAAGUGCACAGUCAAGUGACGGCAACGUAGAAUCUGGACCCACGGGCUCCACACCUGAAGGCUUGGCUGGAGCAGACAUCAGCUCUGGAAGAGGAGGGCUGUCCUCACCUGCUGUCUUUACCCCUCUCCUGGAUGAUCAGGAGGUGCCCAGUGCCAACUCACAGCCUCAUAAGCCUGGACCAGCAGCCACCAGCUCUGGUGCCACUUCUGCCUCUGCUGUCCUGGCUAACAGGAAGAGCAACAGCCCAGCACACCUGGAGGACAUGGAGACGGACCCAAAGGGGAUGAGGAACCCCUCAAGGUGUACGGUCACUGUUGCUGUCACUGCCACCUCUGAGCAGCCUCGUGUUUAUGUGCCAGCCUCCCCGAGUGAAUUGGAGUCUAACUCAACCGGCAAAGGGAUUCUCUUUAUGAAGGAGUACGUGAAUGCUCGUGAGGUAUCUUCCGGGAAGCCACUGUCUUCAUUCUACAGCAGCGUCGGCAGCACUGAGGACUCAGGCCACAUGGAGAAGAAACUCCCACGUGACAGCACUCCAUACUCUGAGAGAACAAGUGGAAGGAUCUGUACUUACUGCAACCAGGAGAUCGGAGACUGUCCAAAGAUUACCUUAGAACAUCUUGGCCUUUGCUGCCACGACUAUUGCUUUAAGUGUGGGAUUUGCAGUAAACCGAUGGGUGAGCUUCUGGAUCAGAUCUUCAUUCACCGUGACACCAUCCACUGUGGGAAAUGCUAUGAGAAGCUCUUCUAGCUCCUCCAGGCUAACAAGAAGCUGAUAACUCCUGGACAAGUUUGACUGUCCCCACUUGCCCCAAGUUGCUGACUUCUUCCCUCACUUCCUCUCGCCUCCAUUUGAUUGCUUCAUGUUUUUGCUCUUCCUAAGUUGAACUUGCUUACAUCCAGUAGCAUGUCUUAAUGAUGUUAUGAUAAUUACUUGUGUGUGUAGCUCUUCAUAGCUUAGAAAGCACUUCCCAUCCAUUAUCUUACUUCAGGCUCAAGCAAAGAGGAUUGAACAAUAAUUCCAUUUUGGCUUCCCUCAGACUGGUCAGCUUCCUGAUGAGUUUAGGUGGCCUGGUACAAUAGGCAUGGACAAGAGCGUGGGGUUCGGUGUAUCCUGACUCUAGGGACAGAGAGCAAAUCACAUUCUGGUUCACAGCUCUGAGUGUACCUUUGGAACUUGACAGAAGAAGGAGACCUCCUGAAGCUUCUGAGGGGUUAAAGACUGUUGACGAUCCCUGGUGGGUAAAUUGCAGACAUUGAAUGCUAGGGGUUGACAUAGGCUAAUGUUUAGCUUGUCUAUUUGCCAUAUAUAUUUUUUAAACUUUCCAUAUACUUUUACAACUAGUUAGUGCUUUUGAUUGAGUUAUAUAGCAGAUUUUAAUGACCUCCUGCCUACCUACCUUUCAAUAUAGUUGCGUUUUGUCCUGCAGGCAUGUGGACAUGUAUUAGAAAGUUUACAUGUUAGGUUUAAGUUCUAUAGGAUGUGAUUCCUAAGAGGCUACUGACCAAAGGGGCAUCUGUGUCUGAAUCUUGCUAGCUAAUUAAUACCUUUGCCCUCAAUUUCCGAUCCCUAAACUUUACACAGAAAUCCCCUAAAGCAAGUUUUAGGGUCUACAGACUCCAGCAGGAUUAUGAAGGGAGAAAAUCAGUCAACAUUUCUUGAGGCCUUACUGCAUACCAGGCAUUAUCACAAAGUGGUGGCAUUAAUCCCCAUGCUAAUCUUGUACAGAGGGUAUUCUUCUCCGCAGUUUGCAAAUGAGGGUGUUGAGGCCCAGAGAGGUGGUCAUUGCAUUGUGCAGAACCAUUGCUGUCUCUCUCCAGAGCGCAUGCUCUCUCCAGUGACAGUCAGGACAAACAUGAGCAUCGAUUUAAUGCUGAGUAGAUGCCAAGCACUGUGUGGAGGUGGCACCGCCCCCUCAAGCCUCCCCUGAGGCACACUUUUACAAAGAGGGGAAGGUGGGGGAUUGCACUCCUCCUCUGGGCAUCCUGGGUCCCCAUAAAAUACCAGAAGGGCCAAACUGGCCCUCUCACCUCCGUUUUCCAUGAAAACACUUCUGAACUGAAGUACUCUCAGCUGGGAACAGAUUUGACUCCCAGACCUUCCCAAAGAAGAGCUUGUCAACCCAGGAGAAGCUCCAGUAGGCUAGCCGAUCUGGGCACGGGGCCCUCAGUGACCUCCCAUUUUCCAGUCCAGACUCUGUCCCAAGCUAGUGGCAACUACUGAGACCCCAGGUACUUGGAACAGGGAUACCUGUUGCCCAGCUGGACAGAUGCAGGCCCGUUCAUGCAGUCAGCUGAUGCUCUGCUCAGGUUCGACUGGGCGCCUCUGCCUUUGGGACCAGCAUCACUGUGUCAGUUCCUCGAAAGGACAACCUGACAGUUUUUCUGAUGAAAAAUGAGGGCCUUUUCUCUUGGUUUAAUUAGAAAAUGCCUCUCCAUCUCUCUCCAGUUUCUGAGCCCUAUGCACAUUGGCUGGUGGACUUGUUCUUCCUGCCAAAUGAUCAGAGGAGGAAUGUUCCAUUUAUUUCCAUAGAUGUGCAUCAGCUUUGCUCUGGAGUGGAAAACUGGCCAUGUACUCGAACAAAAUAUGAGCUGGUUUUCCUCAAGACUAGCCCUCAGCCUGGGACUUGGCAGAUGGUAGGGACUGACACAUAGGUGCUGAAUGAAUGAGUGAAAGGGAAAGAAAGGUCGUGCCUUUGGGUGGGAGGUAGCACCCCUGAGUCUUGGCAGGAUAAAGAGGUCCAAGAUAGGCUGGCUUCCCCACCUUCUAGAUACACUCUGCCUUUAAGAGAGUUUCAGAACCAACAUGCAAGAUAUUGACUCCAAUCUGAAAAAAAUCUCUUUCAUGUUUAAAUGGCACAGAAUUCUCCGGACUUAAGGAAGAGGGGUGGUUGCAUUGCACUUUCGCUUCUUUUUAUUUGCCUAGAAUUUUGAAUCAUACUUGCUUAACUCCUUAAUGUACACAAUUACAAUAAAUGGUAAGAUACUUCGUGUGUAAAUGUUAAGGUUUCCUUUUAUAAGUGUAAUAACUUGGUGUAUUUGGCUGUGUGAUUUAUUUUCUCCUAUUACCUGAAGCCACUCUCUUUACAAAAGCAAAUAAAUACUUUAAGGAGUAUCAAA
Molecule: messenger RNA, 4151 nt
Organism: Balaenoptera ricei (Rice's whale)
Lineage: Eukaryota; Metazoa; Chordata; Mammalia; Artiodactyla; Balaenopteridae
Gene: ZNF185
Product: zinc finger protein 185 with LIM domain
Exons: 22
Coding region: 112-1782 (556 amino acids)
Source: RefSeq, a predicted model, not a curated record